AUGGAUUCGAAAGGUUAUGAUUCUUCAAAAUCGAAUCCAGAAAUUCACUUUGCUAAAUUUGUUCAAUCUCGAAUACUUCUUGUGGAUGAAUUCCUUCAACUAUUGGAGAAGACCAAGGCAAGUUUAGAUGAUGCCCAUUCAAUCGCUUUGCAAAUUAAUGAUUCGACAGAGUCAUUUAAGAUGUAUGUGUCUGAUUCGGAUGUUGAAGAUGAUGUUCAUCAAUGUUCUCACCCCAAUCACUUUGCAGAUGGAACUAGUUUUUCAGAAGGUAAAACCACCACAAUAGUUGAGGAGAAGCCUGUUGUUGUUGGUGAAGCAAUUUCUCGCCCAAAUGAUGAAGUCGUGAACGAGAUGUUGAAGAUUUUUGUGCCAAGUCUGUUUACCGAAAAGCUCUCGGCUAACGUGACAGAUUUGCUUUGA
Messenger RNA from Striga asiatica, 420 nucleotides. NCBI's taxonomy places the organism in Eukaryota, Viridiplantae, Streptophyta, Magnoliopsida, Lamiales, Orobanchaceae. The record is from the annotation of a GenBank genome assembly.